Messenger RNA from Physella acuta, 1590 nucleotides. Its product is annotated as zygote arrest protein 2.L. Gene Ontology annotation, biological process: translation. Gene Ontology annotation, cellular component: cytoplasm. Lineage: Eukaryota; Metazoa; Mollusca; Gastropoda; Physidae. The record is from RefSeq and is a predicted model, not a curated record.
ACUUUUAGGCUACUUCAAUCUAGCUAAGCUAGAUUCUAGAAUAGAUCUAGAAAUCUAGAUCUAGAUUGAAAAGUUCGACUCUUUCUAUAAAGAAAUGGAGAAUAAAGAGGUGCCAGAAAAUAACAGCAAUAACGCUGUGCAGAAAAAGAAAAGGCAAAGGAGAAGAAAGAAGAAAGGAAAUGGUGCUGAUGAAGACCCAUCCAAACUCCAAAAUAAUAAUGAUAACAAGGAUAAUUUAAAUAACAGUAAAAAAACAAAAAGCAGAAGGAAACGUGAUGAUAGAUACUAUGGCAGGUUCAAUUGUGGAAAGUGCCGUCGAAACUGGGAUAGUGCUCAUGUUUACACCAUUGGUGGAACUAAGAAAGUGAAAUACAAACAGUGCUGUAAAGUUUGUAGAGAAACGUGGGUCUUCCCCUACCAUAUAGAGUUGCUCAUGUGCAGUCAGUGCAAUUCCCGCCCCUGCCGAUGCACUUGUGAGGAAUGUGGCAAGUUAAAACAUAAAAGAUACAUUAUAAAAAAGACAGACAACCCAGAUGAGCCUGAAGUUGAAAUUGUUGAUCCAAACUUCAAAUACUGCAGAUGUGAGGGAGGGAAAGAUAUCCAGAUAGGUGCUAAUAUUGAUGUUAAAAAGAACCACAUUGCAGAUUUAUGCCAAAAGUGCUUAAAGGGCAGGCCUUGUGGUCGAAGAAUGGAAAAUAAUAGUGAAGAAAAUGAGCAAUAAUAUUAAUAAUAAGGCCUAUAUCAUUGUAUACCAAAACUCUGUAAAACAUUCAUUUGUAUUUCAAACUAUUGGUACCUGUGUAAUUUAACAUUUUAUAAGAAAAUAUAACCAAACAUAUUAUAGACCUAUAAUCAGAUUUUACAUUUGUUAUAGUUAUGGCGGUAUAAUCUUGUUUUUUAUUUUUUAAAAACCAAACUUUUUUAUCAUUGCUUCAGUCUUUCAUGAGUAAUUAUUUUGUUUGUGUAUGCUCUUCUUUUAACUAAUCAAAUACAAUUGUUUACACUUCUUUUUUUUACCUUUUAAUAACCACUGUGAUAAUGUCCUCAUUAUUUAUAUCUCUUAAUGUUUUAAGUGUUUGAUAUAUAUAUAUAUAUAUAUAUAUAUAUAUAUAUAUAUAUAUAUAUAUAUAUAUAUAUAUAUAUAUAUAUAUAUAUAUAUAUAUAUAUAUAUAAAGAGAUACCCAAUGCCUUGGUGAAAAAUGGUAGACUAUUAUUUUGCAUUUCUUGAAAUUAUAAAUCUAUGCAUGUAACAUGCUGUGAUGCUUUUGAAAAUUUAAAAAUCUGUUCUGCCCAAUUUUCAGCUUUAAUCCAUCAAUUGCAGUGAUUGUAAAAUCACCGUGUGAUCCUAUGUACAAUCAUGGUUUCUAUUUACAUCAAUUGAAAUUAAUUAUUUAUUGUUUUUCCUAGUCAGUUUUUCUUUUGAAUGCAUCAUAUUGUAAGAAACGGGAAGCAUAACCUAAAAAUGUACGUGCAAUUUCACAUUUGAUUGUUAAUGCGGGUAAUCUAUCUAUUUUUGAAAGAAAAAAAUAUGAAUUUUGUCUGAUAUGAAGCUAAAUGAACUAUUUAUUAAAGAUUUCCUUAUGUACCCAA